Molecule: messenger RNA, 2184 nt
Organism: Meleagris gallopavo (turkey)
Lineage: Eukaryota; Metazoa; Chordata; Aves; Galliformes; Phasianidae
Source: RefSeq, a predicted model, not a curated record
GUUUUUCGUUCCUCUUAUUAGGAAAUAGUGGAUUGGUUCAAUGCCAUUCGUGCUGCACGCUUUCAUUACUUACAAGUGGCAUUCCCUGGAGCCAGCGACGCUGAUCUGGUGCCAAAGCUCUCUAGAAACUACCUGAAGGAGGGGUACAUGGAGAAAACAGGGCCCAAGCAAACAGAAGGAUUCAAGAAGCGAUGGUUCACCAUGGAUGACCGAAGGCUCAUGUAUUUCAAGGAUCCCCUGGAUGCCUUUGCGAGAGGAGAAGUGUUCAUUGGGAGCAAGGAAAACAGCUACAAAGUCCUGGAAGGGCUCCCGCCAUCCACGCAGGGAAAUCACUGGCAGCAUGGCAUCACCAUCGUCACCCCUGACAGGAAAUUCCUCUUUGCCUGCGAGACGGAGGACGACCAGCUGGAGUGGAUUACCACCUUCCAGAAAGUUAUCAGCAGGCCAAUGCUGCCUCAGGAAUACGCAGUGGAAGCCCAUUUCAAGCAUAAACCUUAGAUGGGACUGGCUGGGCAGACCUGAGAAAUGAGCUUCUGUUUACAACACAACAUGGUUUUAUUUGAAAUGUUAAAAAAUAAUUAUUAAUAAUAAUAACAGUAAUAAUAAUAAUAAUACUUCCCUUUCCCCUCAUCGUUCACUUGAUCAUGUCGGAGGCCAAGAAGGGCAGCAGCGAAACAUGGGAGAAGACAUUGAUCCAAUCCAGAACUCAUUUCUGCUCCUCCUGCACCUUGUGCCCAUGUGUCUCCUGCAGGUAGGGCACUGUGCUGCUGGAAGGGUCCCCUGCCCUGUGGUGAAGAGUCUCGGGGACAAAUCUCUUGGGGACGGGACACUCUUUGGACAAUGUGGUCUGUGGUGCAAAACCCACACAGGUUCCUUGUGGAAAGUGAUGGCUGUUCUGGGGGAUGUGAGCAUGCGGCCCAUCCCAGCGCCCUGCCCAUGAUGCUGCAGCAGCUGGCUGCUGGGGCUGGUGCUUUUCCUCCUCCAUGGCUCAUUGCCUCAGCUCACAGGGGAUACGGAUUUGGCCCGAAGCCUCCUGUGCUCUGGUGACAGAGAUCCCCUUGCCUCACCCCACCGGGCUCAGCCCACGGCCCUGCUGCUCUGGGGGCACUGCCUGCUGCCCCUGCUGCCCACCAGCUGUUUCCAGGGGAGAGCGAGCCCCUGAGAUGCUGACACCUAAAAAUAAGAGGAGAGAAACCGUUGUCUUUAAAUGUAGGAAUCUGCAGCUGAACUGGUGGGGGUGUUUGGAGAUGACCGAAAUGUGUCCUUGCCUCUGUCCUCUGCACUCCCUAAAACUCAAAGGAGGAGAAGCGCUGAGAGCAGCUUAAAACAGCUCCUGGUACGAAGCCCAUCACCGUGUGACUCCCCAUGGACAGUGGUUCCUGUGCAGUGCCCUGGCCAUUGCCAGCCCUCCAUCCCAUGGGUGCCCACACCGUGCCUGCUUCUGCCUUCCCAAAGGGGAGCAGGGAGUGACACUCAUCCCAGCUGAGGCCUCUGUCCUCGGGACCACUGCUCUCAUGGUGUCGUGCUGGUGGAUGGAGCUGGCUGUGAGGGCUGUGCUGGUGCCUGCAGGGCAGUGUGAGCAGGAUGCAGCUGUUGGGCACUUGUGUCUCCCGAUGUCUGCGUGUUGCUGAAUGACCGAUCCUCCCGGUGUCGUAGAGGUAAAUGAUAAAUAGAUGACGUCAGUGUGGGUGAGCAUCACAUCUCCCGGGUGGUGGCAGUGCUGUCUCUAGGCCGAUUCCGAGCAGGGUGUAGAAAUUCAGAUAUCUGUGUCGUUGGCCUCGUUAGCUGCUUACCAAAGUGCACAGCCUGGCAGUGCCCGCUGCCGGGUACCGUGGGUGGCUGUGGGGCCGGGGCUGAGCAGCAGGCUGGGCUGUGCCCACCUGUGCCCCUGCUGCCCUUGGCGCAGUCCUCUGUAAUCCGGUUGGUGCACUUUGUUUUCCAAUAAUUCUCUUAAUUAUUUUUUUUUUAUGUUUUUAUUUUUUUUUUCCUGCGAAGAAUACAAAAGCUGCUUGAAGUGACAUUUCAGCGCUGUGUUGAGCACUGUAACUGCUGGGGCGGGGGCUCAGGCCCUGCUGUCAGUGUUUGUAACCGAACCCCUCGUGGGCCGUGUCUGUCUGUAAUGUCACUGGUAAGAACUGUGGUACUACAUGUCAUUCGCACCAAUAAACGCUGAUGUCGGACGGG